Molecule: messenger RNA, 253 nt
Organism: Funneliformis geosporum
Lineage: Eukaryota; Fungi; Glomeromycota; Glomeromycetes; Glomerales; Glomeraceae
Source: the annotation of a GenBank genome assembly
GUCUAGGGUGAGAAAUCUGGAAGAUGAACUAGAUCAGAUCGUUUUGCAAUCGUAUCAGUCAAUUAAUGAUUCAAAAAUAGGUAAUGCAGAAGCAAAUACAGUUUCAUCAUCCAAUGAUUAUACUUUAGCACCUUUGGCUAAGCAAGGUGAAGCAGCAGAAGAGGUAUCCCAUUUUUCUUCAUACUGCUCAGAGUCUGAACCUGAUGAAAGCAAAAUAAAAGAUGAGAUAGAGUCCCAAGGAGACCAUCUUCAU